CCCUAUGCAUUUGUUGACAUUCUGAUGUGCAAUAAUUUAGCACAGUUUGAUUUUUCUUACAUAAAAAUAUCAGAUUUAUAUGGCUAAAUGGUGUUUUUAGUUUAGUUUAGCAGUUUCCAGUGAUUCCUUUGCAAUAUCCCAUCGCAUCCCAGAACUCGUCAUGGCAUAUCAGACGUUGCGGCAGGAGUAUUUCCAGAUACCGAUUGUUACCAGGGCUUAUACGACGGCAUGUGUAAUCACAACAUUAUCCGUGCACCUGGAAAUUGUGACUCCAUUUCAAUUAUAUUUCAAUCCAACACUAAUUUUGAAAUAUUAUCAGCUAUGGCGAUUAGGAACCACAUUUCUGUUUUUCGGAACUUUUGGCUUCAACUUCUUGUUCAACAUGAUAUUUACCUACAGGUACUGUCGUAUGCUAGAAGAAGGAUCGUUUCGGGGAAGAAGUGCAGAUUUCAUUAUGAUGUUCCUAUUUGGAGGAGUUGUCAUGAUCAUAUUUGCAUUUUUCGUUAAUCUACUGUUUCUUGGUCAAGCGUUCACAAUCAUGUUGGUCUACGUGUGGUCACGAAGGAAUCCAUUCAUUCGAAUGAACUUUUUCGGCAUCCUCAACUUCCAGGCGCCAUAUCUACCUUGGGUGUUGUUAGGAUUUUCAGUUCUUAUUGGAAACACUAUUUGGGUGGAUUUGAUGGGAAUAGUCGUAGGGCACAUCUACUAUUUCCUAGAAGAUGUUUUUCCGGAUCAAAUCAAUGGCUUCCACAUCCUGAAGACCCCACAGUUCCUUAAAAACAUUUUUGACGAACCCAUUGAGGAUGCAGACUACACGGCAUUACCAGAGGAUCGCCCUGGUGGCUUCAACUGGGGCCGGGAGGAAGCAAAUAAUGCAAAUGAAGCACAAAACAAUGAGCGACGGAAUGAUAACUAAGCCAGUACAGAUGUUUUUUUUUGAAACAUUGGACACUUAACCAGAACGAGAUACAUUAAAAUGUGCUCAGGCUGUAGGGUGACAAACUGUAUUGUUUAUUGAUUGUUUAAAAUAAAAUGUAAUACAAUCUUGUUGUCUACAA
This is a messenger RNA of Armigeres subalbatus, 1058 nucleotides long. RefSeq names its product derlin-2 (gene Der-2). The coding region runs from base 161 to 916 and encodes 251 amino acids. Lineage: Eukaryota; Metazoa; Arthropoda; Insecta; Diptera; Culicidae. The record is from RefSeq and is a predicted model, not a curated record. The transcript has 6 exons. Gene Ontology annotation, cellular component: endoplasmic reticulum membrane; Hrd1p ubiquitin ligase ERAD-L complex. Gene Ontology annotation, biological process: endoplasmic reticulum unfolded protein response. Gene Ontology annotation, molecular function: misfolded protein binding; ubiquitin-specific protease binding.